GUGACUGUGAGUGACGGUUAGUGCCCCCUUUCGCCGAGGGAGCUUGAGGGCCUAUGUCGUCGGGGUUGGGCGGGGGCACAGCGGCCGUGCCAGAGUCCUGGUCACAUGCAGCCCCCGUGGUCUGUGGGGGUGUGAGGCGGCCCCUCCCAAAGCAAGGCCAAAGAGACGAGACACGCCCGUCACGGAGGGGAGAGAGCCUUUGCUACCCCACCGCCACCAGCCUUACACCGCCGAUCUGGUUUUGGGGUGGGGGAGGCGGGAUUGGGUCACCCGAUCUUUGUCUUGGGCUCUGUGUCUCCCGUGACUGCAGUAUCUCCUCCUCCUGUGACUCAGCCAUCGGGCCACGACCCGGGGCUGCCCUUGGGAAUGCCUGGGGCGGGGAGUGGAAGGGGGGACCCACCUCUGCCUUCCUCCUGCAGAGGACCCCCACUUCAGAAACCCCGGUGCCAGGGGUUUGGACUGGAACGGAGAGGUGUGGCGCCUUGAACUGGUUGGCCAAGUCUGCAGGCCUGUUUCUCCUUCUCAUUUAUCCUUAAUCUUGGCCACAACCCUGGACACCAGAGAGCUCAAAAUGAUCAGCUUUUUGAGAGACCUGGGAUGUGAGGCCUCAGCACGCCAUUUGUUUAGGGGUUUCUUUUUUUUUUCUUUUUUUAGACGGAGUUUCGCUCUUGUUGCCCAGGCUGGCGUGCAAUGGCGCGAUCUUGGCUCACCGCAACCUCUGCCUCCCGGGUUCAAGCGAUUCUCCUGCCUCAGCCUCUCGAGUAGCUGGGAUUACAGGCAUGCGCCACCAUGCCUGUCUAAUUUUGUAUUUUAGUGGAGAUGGGGUUACUCCAUGUUGGUCAGGCUGGUCUCGAACUCCCGACCUCAGGUGGUCUGCCCACCUCGGCCUCCCAAAGUGCUGGGGUUACAGACGUAAGCCACCGCGCCCGGCCAGGGGUUUCCUUUUUAAAUCAGACCCCUCAAAGAGAGGCCCCUCAGAUGCAGCCUCUUGCAGACCUGCCAGCCCCAGAUUCCGGAGCCAGGUUUGUUGGAUUCAUCCUGUAUGCAAACAGCUUCUCCUUAAAGGCUUUCCUCUGAAUUCAGCUCUGGCCCCACCCUCAAACUGACUUCUAAAUGAUCCCACUCUUGAGCAGGCGUCUAAGAGGAAUAUUUUCGGGAGGUAGUUGUAGUUCAUGUUACUGCUGACGGCCACCCACCUCACCUCCCCUCCACACACUUUCCGCCUGGUAAAUACAGGAUAUCCUGUCCAGAGCUAGAAUCUGAUGUAAGAGCCUGGAUUCUUCGGGGAGGGCCCUUCCCUCUCUCUCUCCCUCCUCCUCCCUCCUGGUGUCUGGGCUGGGGAGGGGUCAUGGCCCUGAUCUGGAUGGCCUGAGGGUUAGCAUGAGCCAGGGUAAGUGAGACUUGUUCUGGGUCAAAUCUGGGACUGGCCAUGACCCUAAAUGACCAAUGCACUCCUCGCAGCUCUCCUGGGUUGUUCUGUAUCUGCUAGUCCUGAGUCCCUGGGUGGAGGGCUUCCGUUCUUGUUCUCCAGACCUCAUCUCAGGCCAGAACUUGGAAGGAAAGACCCCAGCAUGCCCUCAGUUCUCGUCUUCAGUGGAGUGUGGAGGCUUGAGGACAUGAAAAAGGGCGCAGGAGACCGGGUGAUGGUAUUGAACCGGUCAGGGAUGUGGCAGGAAGAGGUGACUGUGCCCUCGGUCCAGACCUUCCUGAUGCCUGAGGCCAUGACCUUUGAGGAAGCUGCUGCCUUGCUCGUCAAUUACAUUACAGCCUACAUGGUCCUCUUUGACUUCGGCAACCUACGGCCUGGCCACAGCGUCUUGGUACACAUGGCUGCAGGGGGUGUGGGUAUGGCUGCCGUGCAGCUGUGCCGUACAGUGGAGAAUGUGACGGUGUUCGGAACGGCCUCGGCCAGCAAGCAUGAGGCACUGAAGGAGAAUGGGGUCACACAUCCCAUCGACUAUCACACGACUGACUACGUGGAUGAGAUCAAGAAGAUUUCCCCUAAAGGAGUGGACAUUGUCAUGGACCCUCUGGGUGGGUCAGAUACUGCCAAGGGCUACAACCUCCUGAAACCCAUGGGCAAAGUCGUCACCUAUGGAAUGGCCAACCUGCUGACGGGCCCCAAACGGAACCUGAUGGCCCUGGCCCGGACAUGGUGGAAUCAAUUCAGCGUGACAGCUCUGCAGCUGCUGCAGGCCAACCGGGCUGUGUGUGGCUUCCACCUGGGAUACCUGGAUGGUGAGGUGGAGCUGGUCAGUGGUGUGGUGGCCCGCCUCCUGGCUCUGUACAACCAGGGCCACAUCAAGCCCCACAUUGACUCAGUCUGGCCCUUCGAGAAGGUGGCUGAUGCCAUGAAACAGAUGCAGGAGAAGAAGAAUGUGGGCAAGGUCCUCCUGGUUCCAGGGCCAGAGAAGGAGAACUAGGGCGAGUGGCUGUGAGACCCUAGAGACCAGCGAAGGGAGAAGCUGGGAAGCUACGUUCUGUUGGCCACCAGACUUGCAUUUCAGCCUCUGUCAUAAUGCUCUGCCCUCCCUCCCCCGAAGGUCUCUGUGGUGAUGACCGCUCUCCCCUGCCCCUCCCCGCUUCCUGACCUCUGAAGAGGUUGGGAAGUGACCAUUUGGAUGUCUGGGAACUGCCAAGGGGACAGGGAGGGUCAGAGGGAGGCCGGCUGCUUCCUGCCCCCACCCUUUCCCCGGGCCUGCUGUGCUGCUUUUGUGCCAAGGUUAGCCAGUCCCCUCUGUUGUGUUCCAUGUGCUUUCACCUCUGCCUCAUCUUCCCUCCCGUCCCUGCCCCGCCACCUCCCCAAAGAAUUGAAACGUCAGCUCAGGAUAUGGGGCCAAUCUCUGUGAGUCCAGCAUGUACCUGUCUCUCCCUAGUGUCCCUUCAGCCUGGGCCGACCAGCGCCCACCUCUGGGCUUGACCAGUUCCCAAUCUCGUCCUCUGUCCCCAACUUCUUAAGCACAAUUGGGCUUCUUCCAUCUCCAGGUUUUCUGCCAUUCUUAACCAAGGCUGCCUCUUCCAACAGGGUGGGAAACAGACCUACUCCCCUAGGUCACAACUCUGGGAAGGAUACAGAGCCCCCACCCUUCACUGAGUUCUCUGGAUUUGUUCUCAGUGCCUUAGCAAUGAAAACCUGUGCUUGUGUGUGUGUGGCAGCGGGGAGGGAGGAUCCUGUCUCCCACCUCCUUCUCCUCCCCUGUACUCCCCAGUGCCUUCCUUGUUCUGGUGGAGCUGGGGUUUCGCUCCUCCCCAGUCCCACAACACUGCCAAAAAUCUGUGUAUGUGCCAUUGGGUGGGGCAGCCCUGAGCCUCCUGGUGGGGGCAGGGCAAAAACAGGUGCCCUCAUCGUGGUCUGUGCCAUGUCCUGUCUCUAUGGUGGUUGAGGAGAAAGGCGGGGAAGCUUCCUCAGCCUUGCAGAUACGUGUGGCAUUUACUAGCCAGAGCUCUGAAAGGCAGUGCUGUCUGUUUCUUGUACUGGGACCAAAGUAAAAACCCAAGCACAUUCCCCUUGCAGUUAGGGGAGGCCCCACUGCCUUCUCAAAGCAGAGAGGCAGCUUAUCAAACUCAGCCCAAAACUUUGUUUACAUGGGUGGGGAGAUGGAGCAGGGAAGUACAGAGUGGGAUGGUCAGGACCUGGGCCACUGCGACCAAAAUGGGGACUUCCUGGGUAGGGAGGUCGCUCCCUCUACUCACUGAGCUAGGAAUAGGGAGGGUUAUGGCCCCAACCAUUGCAAUGGGAGGUGGAGGGACAGGCUCAGCCUCCUCAUUGUCUAAAUGAGGCCUAAAUGUGUGAAGUGCGAUUUCUGCUUUUGUGUACCCCACCACCCCAUUACCACAGCUGCCUUUGUGUUUGUGUCAAUAAAAAGCCAAACCCUG
Symphalangus syndactylus (siamang) is the source of this 3876-nucleotide messenger RNA. It is a transcript of the gene VAT1, whose product is annotated as vesicle amine transport 1. Gene Ontology annotation, biological process: negative regulation of mitochondrial fusion. The record is from RefSeq and is a predicted model, not a curated record. Gene Ontology annotation, molecular function: zinc ion binding; oxidoreductase activity. Lineage: Eukaryota; Metazoa; Chordata; Mammalia; Primates; Hylobatidae. Gene Ontology annotation, cellular component: mitochondrial outer membrane.